AUGCCACCCAGAAUAAGAAGAAGAAUCACUUCUGCCAAACGGGAGGAGAUAGAGAAGGAGCAAGAGGCUAUAGCAAGAUCAAUUGUCAGACCGUUUGAUAAGUUAUCGGGGUUACCAGUAUCAUACAGCAAGCCGGCAAAUUAUGAGGAAGUGUUGAAGAAUCCAUUAACGAUCAAAGAUUCAGGUAUACUUUAUAGAUCAUUGAUGAAGUCAAGAAACAAUUAUUUGACCAUGGCUCCUCCAUUUCAAUUGUACUGGGUCAAACAGAGUCUUUAUUCUAAGAAAAUCCAGAGCGAUCUUGCUUUGAAUAUCGAUAGAAAACCAGUUUUAGGUACUGAAAUUAAUGCUAGAGAUGUUAUGGUGAAGUUAACCGAUUGUGGUUUGACCAUAGGACCACAUAGUUAUGAAGUGAGACUAUUCAUAGUGAAAGAUGAACGUUCAGAUCCAAAGAAAGAAGAAAUGAUAAAUCUUCAACCAAUGCAAGGUGUUGUUACACCAGGUGAAAUUGAAGGUAUUAAUGGUAUUGGAAAUAGUAUCCCUGCUAGUGAUCAACCAUCUCAAAUUAAUGGUAGUGAUCAACCCAGUGAAGUUGUUACAGAAGCUACCGAGAGUGAACAACCUAAUGAACAAAUUACCGAAAAUGGAGAAUCCCAAAUUACUGAAGCAUCAGACAUGAUAUCUUCAGACAUUGGUGCUUCGGAAACUGCCGUUUCAGAAACUGUCCCUCCAUCCAACAUAUCCGAAAAUGACUCAAUCAUGGCAGAUACUAGCCAAAUUAAUGAUUUAAUCCCAUCUCCUGUGCCUGAAUCUAACAUGGAGGACUCAAUUAAUGAAGAUACAAAUCAACACACUCCUGAACCGUCCUUCCCACAGACUUCCAACAAUGACACAACAGAAGAAAAGAAGAAAAAGUAUGACCCAUCAGACUUAGAAUCUCCUAUAAAUCAACUCAUGAUAGAUAAUUUAAGGGCUAUUGCUAAAAUCGAUCCAAGGUUACAGAAGUUGAUUGAUGUUGUUGGUGAUGGUUCCCAUACACCCGAGCAAUAUCAAAUGUUCCAAGGGUUUGUUGCCAGAGCAAGAGAAAUGGGGCCUCCACCACAUCCAUUCUUAUUGCCAGGAUUUCAAAUCGAUCCAUUCCAACCAAUAAGGGUUAAAAGAUUAAUCAAAGAAUUAAGACAAAUAAGAGAAAGUACCAUGUUCACAUCUACUUUUGGUAAAGAUCAAAGAUUAACAGCAUUCCAAGAAAAGUAUCUCUUGGAUGCCAUUCUUUUGUUCGAAUUUGUUGAUAAUGCUAAUGUUAGAUAUAGAAUUCCUAGAAAUGCUAUAAUGGAAGUUUUGCCAUCACAAAAUUCCGGAGAAGAAAGAGACAUACUUAUCAGUUUCUUAUGGAUUCAUAACCAAAACGAGUUAGAUAAUUAUAACAAGAAAGUUAAGGAAUAUGAAGACUUCCAAAAAGCUAAACAACAAAAAUUAAAGGAAGAAGAAGAACAAAAAAAGAAAGAUGAAGAAGAGAAACUUAAAAGUGAAGAAAAGGAAAGUGUUGAACCUGAAGUUAAAGAAGAAGAACAAGAAGAUAGACUGUUACGAACCAGAAGAAAGAGAGCACCGCCACCAAAAAGAAGAAAAGCAGCACCAAAAGCUGAAGUCGAACCCAAAAUGCCAACAGAACCUGAAUUAAGAUUCACUCCAGUCUCAUUCGUUUUACAUGAUAUCCCAGUAAAAUUCGUCCCUAUACUCACCAAUAGUGUAGUUAAACCAGAUGAUGCUAGGAAGUACAUGUCAGAUAUCAUUGAAAAAGGAACUAGAUCAUCAAGUUUCUAUCUUUGGUAUCAAGUUGAUGGGAAAUUAGAUGAAAAACUAGCAGAAAACGUAAGAAGUGAAUUAGUCAAUGAAGAAAAGAAGAUGACAGGUUUAGUCUAUAGUUCGACGGGAACCAAUGGACCAAGUAAAAAGAGGAAAAUUAUGAAUGUUGGACAUCCUUUCUCCCAACAUACAUAA
Molecule: messenger RNA, 1998 nt
Organism: Yamadazyma jaroonii
Lineage: Eukaryota; Fungi; Ascomycota; Pichiomycetes; Serinales; Debaryomycetaceae
Source: the annotation of a GenBank genome assembly